Molecule: messenger RNA, 4455 nt
Organism: Melanotaenia boesemani (Boeseman's rainbowfish)
Lineage: Eukaryota; Metazoa; Chordata; Actinopteri; Atheriniformes; Melanotaeniidae
Gene: rufy2
Product: RUN and FYVE domain containing 2
Exons: 19
Coding region: 435-2543 (702 amino acids)
Cellular component (GO): cytoplasm
Molecular function (GO): metal ion binding
Source: RefSeq, a predicted model, not a curated record
UUUGACACCGCCCCUCCGGAGGGUGCAGCGGAACUGUGGAGUCGCCAACUGUCGGUUAGGUUUGCUGGCUGUAAACAAAUCUGUACGCCGCCGCGAUGUACAGAAAAGGCUUAUUUCUCGAAAAGCAAUUUUCUGUACUUUCGCCGCGGGUUGUAACGCUUAUCAUGUUGUGAGACUGUCGCCUGUUAAACGAUUGGCGGCCUGGUAGCGCGAGGACAGUUGAUCUUUACCUAACACUGGUUAGACCUGUCAUCCUUUGGCCAGUGGUAUCCCAGGUAGCCUAUUUUUUAUAUGCUACAAUUACCAUAAUGGUUGCCCGGUGCAUUGUUCAUGAAAGCUAGCCCGCUAACGGUUAGCAUAUUUGGCUUUUUGUUUUUUAUUUUUUGUGCAUCGAGCAGCAUACAUAGUUUUAAUAAUUUCAGACGCACUUGAACAUGGCAUCGGCUGCAGAGCACGACCUGUCUCUGUCUGAGGCGGACAGCAGCAAGGAAAAAUCACAGGUGUUUGGGAUUUUGAGGCUACAGGAAGAGAAAACUGGUGCUGGGGAUAAAGCUAACAUCACCAGCACAGUGAGAGGAGGAGGUGGAGGAGACGGGCGAUGGCAGGCUCCUAUCUUCGCUUUGGCCAGGAAAGCGUCCGAGACUAUUUCAGGGAGCAUUCAUGUCCUGCCCAAAGUGUCAGAACACAGGACGUCUCUUCCAGGGGACUGGACUGUCCAAGCCUUGCGAGACCCCAUGGCCAUGGAGCGAGCAAACCUGCUGAACAUGGCCAAGCUGAGUAUUAAAGGUCUGAUCGAGUCAGCUCUGAGCUUUGGGCGAACUCUGGACUCGGACUACCCACCUCUCCAGCAGUUCUUUGUUGUCAUGGAGCACUGCCUUAAACAUGGUCUCAGAGUGAAAAAGUCCUUUUUGGGUUUUAACAAGUCUUUGUGGGGUCCACUGGAGCUGGUGGAGAAACUGUGUCCAGAAGCAGCAGAGAUCUCAGCAUCCGUACGAGAUCUUCCCGGCCUUAAGACUCCUUUAGGCAGAGCCAGAGCAUGGCUGCGUCUGGCUCUCAUGCAGAAACGGCUGGCCGACUACCUAAGACUUCUCAUCACUCGAAAAGACCUGCUCAGUGAUUUUUAUGAGAAUUCAGCACUGAUGCUGGAGGAAGAGGGGGCAGUGAUUGUGGGCCUGCUGGUGGGCUUGAACGUCAUUGAUGCUAACCUGUGUGUCAAAGGCGAGGACCUCGACUCUCAGGUUGGAGUGAUCGACUUCUCCAUGUACUUGAAAAAUGAUAUUGAUGACUACAGGAGUGAGGAGAGGAAUAGCCAGAUUGCAUCCAUUUUGGAUCAGAAGAACUAUGUAGAGGAACUGAACCGACAGCUGAACUCUACAGUUCAUGGUCUUCAGGGCAGAGUUGACUCUCUAGAAAAGUCCAACUCCAAACUUAUUGAGGAGUUAGCAAUAGCCAAGAACAACAUCAUCAAACUGCAGGAAGAAAACCAACAGCUGAGGAGUGAAAACAACCUGAUUCUGUUAAAGGCACAGCAACAUUUAGAGGUUACUGAAGGAGAUGUGUCAGUGGAGAGAGACACUUACAAACAGUCUCGUCAGGGUUUGGAUGAGAUGUACAAUGAGGCUCAGAGGCAGCUGAAAGAGGAGUGCCAGCUCAGACAGGAUGUGGAGAAUGAGUUGGUAGUCCAAGUGUCAAUGAAACAGGAAAUGGAGCUGGCCAUGAAGCUUCUGGAGAAGGAUAUUCAUGAAAAACAGGACACACUGAUUGGACUGAGACAGCAGCUGGACGAGGUGAAAGCCAUCAAUGUAGAAAUGUACCAGAAAAUGCAGUCAUCCGAUGAGGAGAUGAAGAAGAAGAAUGAUAUGAUCAGUCGUUUGGAGGAGAAGACCAAUCAGAUCACUGCCACCAUGAAGCAGCUGGAGCAGAGAUUACAGGAGGCAGAGAGGCAGCGCACCUCAGCCGAGGAGGGAACCAGACGCUUCAAGUUGGACUUCGCUAACAAGGCCGACAGCCUGCAGCGGCAGAUUGAACACAGAGAGAAGCAGCUCCAGCAGCUGGAGACAGACCUGAAGAUAGAGAGGGAGUGGAGACAGACAUUACAAAACGAUCUGGACAGAGAGAGAGACACAGUGGCUCAGCUCAGCACAGAGGCUCUGCAGAUCAACGGACUGAAAAAGGAGUUUCAUCGUCUCCAGGAUGAAAACGUUCAGCUGAAGACCAUCUGUGAGGAUCAAGAACAAGCUCUAGAGGAACUAGGCUCCAAACUCAGCGAAUCUAAACUUAAGAUUGAGGACAUUAAAGAAGCCAACAAAGCUCUCCAGGGGGGUCAGGUUUGGUUGAAGGACAAAGAUGCUACUCACUGCAAGCUGUGUGAGAAGGAGUUCUCCAUCUCAAGAAGAAAGCAUCACUGCAGGAACUGUGGGGAGAUUUUCUGUAACAGCUGCUCCGACAAUGAGCUUCCUCUGCCAGCGUCUCCCAAACCAGUCAGAGUUUGUGACACCUGCCAUGCCCUCCUACUCCAGAGAUGCUCCUCCAAUCCAACAUGAGAGCACCCCGCAACACUGCCAGGAUAAUUUAAAAACAAUUUCUGUAUAUCUGUCUGCAGGAUCCAUGCCCCCAACUUGUAUGAACAGUAUUUGCUGCUAAGGGGGGACCAUGUGCACAAGCUUGAUGUUAUUCUUGUUUAAAAAGCCCCUGGUAGACUAAAAGAGUGGUUCCUGCACUGGUUUCAUGUGUCUUUUUCCAGGAGUUCAAAAGGUUUUCUCCUGUAAUUGAAUACAGAGGAGAAGCAGUUAAGUCUGCUGUAAUAUGGGCUAAAAUAUUCUAAUAACAGAGAAGUUAAAGUUCUUACCUUAAUAUUAAUAAUUAUGACUGUCUUCAAUUUUCUAAAUAUACAUGUUAAACCAUUAAUUUAUAGAAGAAAAAUGGACAGCAUGCAGUACACUUUCACCCACUGUCUCUGGGUGUUUAAUAGUUGGAAGACUGAACAUCCCAUGGUGAACAGCUGGGCUGCUGUUCAUUCUUUUUUAGAAGCAUGAGGAUUUGAGAUGAAAAUGAAAUUGCACUGCUUCUGCCAAAUGCAGAUGGGUGUCUUAGUUGUUCUCAACACCAUAUCAUCUUAAUGCAUGUGACAAACUGUGAGCAUUUGGCGUGUAGCAAGACACAAGAUUAUAUUCAGUACACUCUUUCUAUUACUUGGCUUGUUUUCAGAGUUUUCAUGUUCAUUUUAAUAGAAAUGAACACAAUCUUAAAAACAGUGUUCACACGAAUUAACAGUAGACCAAAUCAGUCAGAUACUACAGUAAAUCAUUAACUCUGUAUGCACUGCCUGGCUGAAAAAAACAAAACAAAACAAAAACCUAGAAGCAUUAUGAUCUGGGAUUGCUUCAGACGAGUUUACACAGUGGCUUGACAGUCCCAUCAACAUCUCCAUGAGCAAUGCAACUCCAGAUAGAAAUGGACUAGAAAAAGGACUUUUUUUUGGUUAAGCAGUGUAUAUCUUUGUGUAUAGAUCAAAACUGUGCCACAAAAAGAAACCAGGGUCAUUCUUUUAAUUAAACUGGUUAACAUGUGUACCCUCAUGUUUUGGAUUCAGUGGGUCACAUUCUUCAGACUAAUUCCAGUAUGGCUUGAGAACUGCUGACAACUUCAUCACAGGGCUGUGGGGUAUGAAAAGUGUUUUUUCCUCCUUUUAUAAAUGGUGCCAUAUGAGCAUACAUUUAUAUGAUAAUACACGAUUUAAACAUUUGAAAGUAGCAACACUAGCCAAUCAAUCUCGAUUAAAGGCACAUUUCACAGUUUUGACGCACUAAUUAAUGCAGUGGAUGCUGCAACAAAUCCAGCCAACAUCAGUUUGGAUGGCUCUUGUGUUGAUGAAGGUUAUGACCACUUCACUCACUGGUGGUGUUCUUAUGAUCAGACUUGAGUGUUACACACUUCUGACAACUUUGCCACAAAAUAUGUUUGGUACACUUGCCAAUCACUUGCUGGUAAAUAUAAUUUAUUUUGUAUUUUCUUGUUUAAAUCACAUUAUUUUGUACUUUACCAAGUUCUGGGACCUUGUAUAAACUUUCAAUGUUAACUUGAAGUUGUGGUAAAAGUUUAUAAAAUCUUUUACCGCUGCUCCGUUCCUGAGAGGGAAGGUUUGAAACUUUUUUUUUUUUUAAAUCCAUCUUGUCAACCUGUCAAGACCAUAUUAAGUGAUAGGUACCAACAAGUUACAGUAUACUGUAUAUAUGGUUUUGCACAUACUAUGUUUACAGCAUUUUUUUGGAAAUGGAAAUCUUGGUUCCAAUAUAGUUUCUGAACUGAACGCAGUAAAUUUCUUUUUGUUAAUCUUGUAAAUCUUCCAGUUUACAGUAGGAUUUGUACAGUGUUGAUAAAACUACACAUUGUAUAUAAUUUUGUUAAAGCUUCAGCUUACUAAUCCUUUCUGUUCUAAAUUAAAUUGAUUGCCAA